ACCCAGAUAGUCCGAGCACCGUUUCAGAAGACCCAACGCCAUUUCUUCUUUCUCUGCCAAACAACGUCAUUUCUUCUUUCUCCUUCUUUCUCUCUUUUCUUUCUUUCUUUCUUUCCUUUUUUUCAUCCGGUGUAUUUGGUUAUAAGUUAAGUUUGUGGACUUAGCUUAGGUGGCAGAUUGGGGACUGCAGAAGUGUGGUUUUGCAGCCCGACCGCACAGUAGGUUUUUCCAAGAAAGUUUUUUCCCAAAAAUCGAACCUCCGCUUCUCCCCUUGCUGUCUACCACGAACCCAAAUAACCGCUCCUAUUCUAUUCCUCGAGCCGACUCAAUUUUGGUAGCAAACCUUAUUUUGUAAGCGAAUAAAGGGGAAAAAAAAAACCGAUAUAGGCAGUGGAUAGAUAAUCUGGCCAAUGAAGACCGAGCCGGCAAGCCCGCCCGGGCUCGUGAUAUCUUCCACCGAAGGCAUCCGGUUAUUUCUGUCCACGGCAUCCGAAGAUCCGCACCUCUCGCCGGAGCUCCGACAGAUCGCGUCGGAUCUCUCCUCGCAAUGUAAUGUGCCGUACAAGUCACUCCGAGCUCUCUGGUUCGCGUCCCGGCCCUCCACCCGACCCGCCUUGAUCCAGCUCUUCUCCGGGUCCGAGUUCGUCUUCACCAGCCCCAAACCUAGAGAGAAGAGUGAAGAAUUGAAGGCAAGGCUGAGAAAGCUUGAGGAAUUGGCGGAGAGGAAUGCGUAUCAAGAGCUUGUUAAGGAUAUUACACCGAAGAAGGAUGACACUGAGCCUUUCUCUUCUUACAAGGAUCAACUAGGCUUUGGUUUACAUGUUGUGGUUAUGAUGUUUACCAGCUAUUUGGUUGGAUAUGCUGCAUUCAGAGCGUUAUUUAACCACAGUCCUGCCAUGAAUGCUGCUGGAGGCAUUCUUGGAUUGGUUGGUGGCAUGCUUGUAGAGACACUUCUUUUUAUAAUUAGAACUUCCAAUCAAGAUCAUAGAUCAUCAUCUUCUGCUUCCAAACUAAAGAAGAAUCAAUAGAUUUGGUCUUAAGGGAUUGGGCUUUUCUUCUCUUGUGUAGUGUGUUCGAUCUCAUUUAUAAAGAUAUUUUGAUAAUAUUGUUGAACAGGUCACUUACACAUUGUCUGGGUAUGUAGCACUUUAUUUGCAAGGGUAUUCAAGCUGUGCAGAGAAAUCAGCAAAAUAUAUGGUUGCAUUGAUCUUGGCAUC
Corylus avellana is the source of this 1217-nucleotide messenger RNA. RefSeq names its product ER-based factor for assembly of V-ATPase. The record is from RefSeq and is a predicted model, not a curated record. Gene Ontology annotation, cellular component: endomembrane system. Gene Ontology annotation, biological process: vacuolar proton-transporting V-type ATPase complex assembly. NCBI's taxonomy places the organism in Eukaryota, Viridiplantae, Streptophyta, Magnoliopsida, Fagales, Betulaceae.